AUGCUGUUUGGACCGCUUUCCCUUCUUCUGCUCAGAGUGAUAGCGGCGAGGAAUGAGGAGAAUCACAUGAAGGGAGGUGGAUAUGGCUCCCAUGACGAGGAUGGAUGGGAAGGAAUGUUCCACGGGGAGGAGGCGGACGCGGCAGGAGGAGCGAUAGGAAAAGCGACAAUCCGAGUGGCAGGAGAACAGGAAGACAUGUGGGCAGAUAAAAACUACAAGCAGCUUGUGGAAACGUCGGCCAGGAACAACCGCGUCGUGUGUGUUCAAAAAGAAUUCAACGAUUUAAUAUACUAUAAGCAUGACAAUGAAUGCGAUCCGCAAAAUACAUUCAGCUUCUCCUUCAAUUCUACAUUCAAAUUUGACAGUAAGUAUUAUGACCGCUACAGACAAGAUAAAAAAUCGUUUGUGGAGAGGAAAAUUAGCCCCGAUGAGGCAGUGGGGUCCUGUAUAAAUUGCCUCUUCCUGGACGAGAUGAACUUCCUAAGUAUCUAUGGACACACGUUUAUAUAUGACAAAUCUGAGGAGGCGGAGUAUAAGGGGUCCUAUGAGAGAAUAAUCGACCUGCAUUACGUACCCGAAGGGAAGGGGGAUUCCAUGGAGGUCGGUACCGACGGUGUGAAUGUCCGGGAUAGCUCUGCGCGCAGUUGGAGCUACCACGGGGGGGAUGACAACUCGGAUAGAUUAGAAGUGUUUAAUUGGCCGCAGAAAUCUUCUCCCAUUUUGGACAGCCGCGAAAACAUAAUACUAGAAAAUUUCCUACGCGAUAACAGGAUACACUACGCGUAUGACGAAAUAGGGGACGGCGGGGAAGCUGAGGGGGAGAGAAGUGGACAGCCAAGUGAAGCCACUGACCUGGUCAUCGGAGAUGCUUCGCUGAAUAGAAAAAUGGUCGACAAUUUUUUUAUGAAUUUGAAAAGGGGGGCAAUUGCCGAGCACCGAAAAGGAAGGGAUCAAGAUGAGGUGGGAGGAAAGAGCAGUGCUGGAGAAGUGAACAAGGUGGGGCACCUCUCCGGGCCGCACAGAACCCACCCCCCCACGGAAGGCAAAACUUCUGAACACAUCAAAGACAUGACAAAUCUCACGUUCGAUAAGAAAAAGUGCAAGAGGUUCAGAGAGGACAUAAAUAAAAGAAAAAUAUGGAGCAACGUGCUCCUGGUGAACUCAUUUACCAACCUUAACAUCCUAUCACACAUCGAUAAAUAUAAAGGGAGGUACCAAGAGUUAAAAUAUUCCUCUUUAAACGAAAAUUACAAAAAAAGGAAGUUAAACAAUCUGAUACAGACAACACUCGAUUUGAAUGAUCCGAAUUAUCUUAUUAGAAAUAACAUAUUCAUUCUGAUUGCCAAUGAUGAAAUCAAAUUUUUAGACGAGGUAACUUUCUGUGGAAACCUCCCCCAGGAUGGUCAGUGGUCUCUUCCGUACGUUACAGAUAAGACGGUGCGUGUGGAAUAUGAACUGAUAAAGCGAAGAUACAACUUUUCUGACACAGGAGAGAAUAAUCGUGUCUUUCUCAUCAAGGUGAUGUACCAUGAGGAACAGAUAAGUCUGAUUCUAAUGGACUACAUCAUAGGGUUUGGAGACCCCAUGAAGCUGUCUAUUCCUUUUUUCUAUCUUGCAUCCCAUGAGUACUUUUCUCAGUACAAGCAUUUUUUUAUGAAGGAUAAUUUGAUUGGCUGGAUCGGCAGGGAAAAGAUGCUAUACAUCACGGCGAUGCGAAAGAUUUUUUCCUACCUGCGCGAAAGCGCGAGCUACGCGAAGAGGCCCUACGACGUCGUGACAAUGGAAAACAAAAUCAUCUCAAAUGUAUAUCUGCUGUAUCUUAGCCACGACAUUUUCAAGUACGUCCUCUUCGGGAGGUACAACCCGCUUAAGGACUGCUCUCUCCACAAAAACAUCCCAUUUGAGGCAGCGCUCCUCAGCCACAUCAGUACAUUUACACAGGAAGAGUUAUCCAAUCAGGAAGCCUAUUUCACGAAGAUAGCAAAAAAACAAAUCAAUCAUUUAGACGAUCAGAAUAAAGCGACUCGAUUGGAUGUCUUCGAUAUCUUUGUCAUCCCAUCAGCUAAUUAUGUUAAGUUCCAGCAAGUGCUAUCUAGGCUCUUCAAGGCUCUCUUCGAUUGUGGAGGGAAACAUAUUUCUCUGUUGCUGAAGAUCAUCACUGUCAGGUCUCACUACGAUAUGUUGUACAAUUUUAACUGCUACAAUUAUCAGCUACACAGCUUUUUGGUUAACCUGCUAGACCUGCACCAGGAGUACUAUGAGCACGCCGAGCUGGAUGCCUUGUUCAGGGAGAGCCAACAAAUUCUGCUUCGCCUGGUGAAGCUGACGCUCGACGAAAUGAACAACCUCAUCCCGUUUAACGAGGACAAGAAGCUGGUCAAGUACCUCAUCGUAAUUCUUUACUUUGGGAACGACAUGUUCUGUCUGGACAAGGAAAACUCCAUAUACAUUCAACUCAUUCACGAGCUGCGCCAUCUGAACAUACACCACGCGAUCCUCGUGGCGUACCUAUCCGGAGACAAAUCGGGGACGCUGUGCUCAGAGGAGAGGGCCAUUCAAGUGGACUCCCCAAAAAAAGAUGAAGAAGACGCCCCCAACUGGAGUGCCCCAUACCUCACCUUCGAGGAUCAAAACGCAUAUUUGAGGGCUCCUACAAACAGAAUUGAUCUGGUGGACCCAAUAGCUGCCUUCCUAAACCGGUUCGAUAACAGACACUUCGGGGAUUUCCACGUGACCAUAAAAUCGGAGGAGCAUUACUCUCUUGGCAUCUUCAUAGUCUCUUACAUGGCGUCAGUUAUAUUCAUCAUCGGAGAGCUCAACAGGAAACACAAGGUCAUUUAUGUCUACCGAAUAUUUAAAAAUGUGUACCUGAGGAAUCACCCCCACAACAUUACCAAAUAUUACACCUUCUGGAACACCAAGCUGUACGCGUUUGCGCAGUACGAGCCGGAGUGCGUCCUGCUCUUCGAUAGGUACAGCCUGUAUGAGAAGUACAGCUCGGAGGAGAAGCACUCCUCGGAAGAGAAGUCCACCUCGGAAGAGAAGUCCACCUUGGAUGGGAAGUACAUCUUGGGAGGGGAGCCGAUUCCCCCGGGGGGCGAGCCCGACGCGCUCAAAAACAACGAGGAGCUGAUAAACCACUUCGCCGCACAGGAAAACAGCUGUCUGUACUACGAAAGCAUCAUCAAUAAAUCGCAGGGCGAGUUCGUAGUGAGCGAGUACCUGGAGCUUAGACACCGAUUUAUGAAGAAAAUGAAAAAAAAAAAAAAUAAAAAAAAGCUGUACGAAAAGAUGAAAAACUACAAUUUUUUUAAUGACCCCCUGGAAAUAUCCUACAAGACGAGGAAAUUUCAAAAUGAAAACUUAGUAGACAUUUGCAAAGACAUGACAUUUGAGAAGAACCACCUAUGCAUGUUUCAUAAAUCUAGGAUCAUACUAACUUAUCUGUAUCUGCUGACCACCUCACCAGAGUACACAUUCUACGUAAUCAGUCCCCUAGUCUUUAUAAAGCCAAAAAAGUAUUGCAACCAAUACGACAUCCCACUGAUGCUGAAUAAUAUAUUAAAGAAUAGGAGCUUCUUCAAGAAGAGCUCCAAAAUAUGCAUUAACUAUGCCUUUGCUCAUUUCAUAUCUUCCGGAGACAAAACGAACAACUUUAUCGUCACUGCCAAGAUCAGUGGCACUAUGGUCAAUAUCAGCAAGAACAACUUGUUGCUACUUCUCCCGCUGAGAAAAAGGGUAGACAUUUUGGAUCACUUCACAAAUAAAGAAUAUGACAUCAAGGAGGAAAUCCUAAACGAGUAUUUCAUUCUUGGUAACCCCUACAUCCCCAUUAGUGUCAUUUCGUACAGCUACGGGGACUACAACGAGGUGAAAAAUAAUGAGCAUAGCACUAUAGCGGGGGCAUUCAUAAAGAGGCAGGACCAGAACUUUGUCAUUUAUCGUAAAAUGACCAGUGGGAAUGGGAAGCAUGAUAACCACAACGCGGUUGACCAGCGUGAGCAACAAGAUGCCACCUCCUGCGCAGAAAACCACUCAUUCCAAUUUAACGGCAAACUCCUCUGCUUCUGCGACGUGCUCAGCGGCAAGGGAAAGGAGCAAACCAACAAUUGUAUCUACCCCUUUUGUGAACAGAACAAACGAUUCUGCUACUUCAACGAAAGGUGUGUGAACGGUCGGUGCGUGUGCAUCGAUGGCUACUCAAGAAAUCCGAUGAGUUCUCUCUGCGAAAAAAACAACCAGUGUAUCUUAUCUGGUGAAUCAAACUGUAAAGAACCGGGAAAAUGUGUCUUGGCUGAAAGUAGAUACGUGUGCCUCUGCCCAGACCCAUAUGUGCGCGUUUUAAACAACUGCCUGCACCCGCUCAAGGGCAUCAAGAUCGGCCUGCGCAUCUUCAACCAUUUCCAAAAUGACUUCUCUAAUGACGAGGACGAUGCAUCGAAGAAGGAGAAGUUCUACACCAAUGUGUUCGGCUCCAUGUCCGAGUACCUCAGGGAGGUCAUCAAAAGUGUGAUCGAUCCCGCGCUCACCACGCGCAUACACGUCAAGCCCAUACAGAAGCUGAAGAACGGAAUCAAAGCGACGAUCAUAAUUAACCAGCGAAACAGCCCCGAGGAACCAACACCCAUUCAAGUCUUUAACAUUUUCCUCGACCAGUUAGGCGACUCUACAUCUGAGCUCAACAAUGGAUUCUACGCCUACUUCGCUAGAUUCACGUACAUAGAAUACGUAAAAUCGUUCUCAAAGGACGACGGGUCCUCCCCAUUUUACGAUAAUCUCUUCCGAUACGUCCCAACCUUUUUCGUAAACAUGUUCGAGGUAGAUGCGUUUAAUGGCAUAUCCAUCAUCGCAUGCAUCAAUUUUUUUGUUUUAGUCCUUGUUAUCUUUGCGCUGCUCUUUUACUUCUUCUACUUAUUUGUCAAAAUGAAGUUUUUCCGAGAUGUGCACCUCAAGGGGUUUUAG
Molecule: messenger RNA, 4962 nt
Organism: Plasmodium inui San Antonio 1
Lineage: Eukaryota; Apicomplexa; Aconoidasida; Haemosporida; Plasmodiidae
Exons: 5
Coding region: 1-4962 (1653 amino acids)
Source: RefSeq, a predicted model, not a curated record